Messenger RNA from Magallana angulata, 865 nucleotides. Its product is annotated as short-chain collagen C4-like. The record is from RefSeq and is a predicted model, not a curated record. Lineage: Eukaryota; Metazoa; Mollusca; Bivalvia; Ostreida; Ostreidae. Bases 2 to 838 code for a protein of 278 amino acids. The transcript is spliced from 3 exons.
UAUGGCUGCCUUGAUAGUACUCGUGAUUUUCAUUGUGCAAGCAAUUGCAGAGAAACGGAUUUUACUGAAUGAUCCAGAUUUACUCCAGUCUCAGAUUCAUGCGCUUGAGAGAAAAGUGGAGGAUGUAGUUGGUAAAUACACCGACAUGUCCGUUAAAUACGCUGAUCUAUCAACCAAAUACAACGACAUAUCCACCAAAAACAACGACUUGUCUACCAAAUACACUGACUUAACUACCAAAUACAACGACCAGUCAAUCAAGUACUUCGACCUGUCGGCCAAAUACAACACUUUGCUGACCAAAUCUAAUGUUGGUGGACUAUUCAUACGAUGGGGACGAAAGGAUUGUCCUGGAAACAACACAGAACUAGUUUACUCUGGGUUUGCUGGAGGUUCUUGGUACGACCACACCGGAGCCGCAGCAGAAUUCGUAUGUCUACCACGAGACCCAGACCUAACUACAAAGUUUUCUUCUGCUUAUGCUUAUAUUUAUGGAUCAGAAUACGACACUGCUGAGUUUGGCCAUGCCGACGGUGACGACCUUCCCUGUAGUGUCUGUCGUAGCACGGUUCAGUCAAGCGUUCUGAUGAUUCCUGGUAAAUCAUCUUGUUACGAUGGCUGGACUAUGCAGUAUCAUGGGGAUCUUGUAGCGGGUGCUUACUCACAAAAGGCUGCUACCCAGUAUAUUUGUUUGGAUGAGCAUCCUGAAGACUUGACUGCAGGACAAGAUAACCACAACGGAAAACUGUUUUACCCUGUACUGGCAUCGUGUGGAUCCUUAGCCUGUCCACCUUAUCGCAACGGCAAAUACUUAACGUGUGUUGUCUGUACCAAAUAAAACAAGUAAAUGUAAAUUUAAAAAAGU